UGUCAGAGAUAUGAUGACCUGCUGUGGGAAGUCCGUCUGGCACCGUGUGGUGAGGUCUUCUGCUGCUGUGGUUAGUUCAUUUACAACACUAGAAGAACUGUUUUCUAUGAGGAUUUUUUACAGCAGUUUUGUUUACGUCUUCACUUCGGCUUUACGGACCGUGGUAACGAUCUAAUACAUCCAUGGUAACGGUCGCUAUUCAUCAGUUGGUCGUUGUUGCCACGGUUGACAGUUAGUUCAGCGAUACAGUAGUAGCUUCGGGCUAUUUUAACCUUUUUAAAGUGUUGUUACUUCAUGGAAAUGCGAGGAAAUUCACAACAUAUUGUGUGUUUAUUUUCCAGUCAGCUCGUCUUAAGUGUACAGGACUCAACAUACAGACUUGAUACUAGUAUAUAUCAAGCUAAAAAGCUGUUCGUUUAACUUGUGUAGUGACUAUGUGGCUAGCUCUCACUUCAUCAGUGAAUCAUGACGUCAUGAGAGACAGUUUUAACAGAAAGUGAAAGACCAACAACUUCUACUUUACAACAUGUUAUUCACAAGACAACGAACAAGUGGACAGACUGUUUGCGGACCCAUCGCUGAGAGGCUGCAAACAUGCUUUUAACGGCAUAAUAACUCUGUUGUGUGUGAUUCCACAUUCCUCCAUGCCUUUGUUGGCAUCUAAUGGAAGAAAAAGCACCCAUCAGGUCUGCCAUGGUAUCCAGACUGCCUAAGUUCGGUGGACGCUCCUCGUCUGGUGGCGCUAGCCCCUUGUCCAACGGUUACACACAGCCAACCACCCCUACCCAGGAUGCUAAAACCACUCCCGCUGGAACACGCCCAAAUGGCAUAAUCCGUGCCUCUUCUUUUUCCCUGAAAUGGAAGAAAGAUGAGGUGACGACCCCCUCGAGCCUCACCACCCCGACUAGCCUUGGGGAUGGAGUUGAAGACAAGGCUCUGGCACAGCUUCCCUCUCUGACAAAGGAGGUAAAGAAUGGCUCCCCAGCUACACCCAAGAUGAGGAGAUCAGGUGCUUUAAUGGUGGCCGUCUCCAGUCCGAAGUCCAUCCCCAAGCAAUCCAUGAAGUUGAGUCCCCAAGUAGGGACCAAGCUAGGCCAAAGCCCACUGAAUGGAGGUCCUAAAAUGGGCCUUAAUGGCUCCAGCAUUCCUGCUCGAACAGGGUCAGAGUCCCGCCUUGUGCGGCCAAAGUUGGACUCCAGCUCUCCUAGAAGUAGCUCUCAAGACAGCCUGUCCCAGUCCAGUGACAGCCUGAAGACAUUGGAUCUGGACAACAUGGUGCGGUCGAACAGCUUCACUCACUUCAAGCAGAUUCCCUCGCCCACCAGCCAGCCUAUGAUACGGUCCUUCUCUUUUAACCGGGCUGUGGAGCUAGCCAAGCCUCUGGCAAACACUCAGCUGCGGACUCCUCGGAGUAGUUUCCUCAAACCCCCUCAGCUAAGCAAUGGAAGAGUGGGUUUAGGACUCGGAGGCCUGAAUGGUAGCAUUGGAGGUUCAGGAAGUCUAGGUGGAGGACUUGGAGGACUUCAGUACAGUAGAACUCCUUCAGCUGCCUCCUCCCUGCCCACCCUCUCGGUCCCUCCAGCACCCACUACUCCCAGCGCUCUGAGGAAAUCUCUGCUCCCCAGUUGUGUGCUGACCAAAUCACUGGGCAGCAGUGGGUCUUUGGGCUUUAGGCUGGCUCGAUCUGGACAGGCCAAGCCUCUUUUGCCAGGUAGGAUCAAGGGGGAUAUCAGACCUUCAGCUGCCCCUGAAUGUGCAGGGCUAUUAGGGAUAGCAAUAGACACUGAGCGGACUGGUGAAGCUGACAAAGCAGACUCACACAGUGACAGUGACGGAAGCUCGGGAGCUGGAAAAGGAGGAGAAAGUGGUGUGCUCAGGAAGAGCUCUGGCCAGACAGCAGGCGAGACUCUGGAGGACAUGUCCUUAUCUUCUGCCUCAUCUCUUGACAGAGGCGACACCAGUGAAGAGUUUCUAGAUGACUUUGACUUUGUGGGAGAUGUGUUCAGUGAUGGGGACCUGCCUGACAACAGGAAAACUGGCAGCGCUACUCAAACACGCUUACACAGCUUUCUCAAUGAGACCCUGGACUGGGACUCUAUUGAUCUUGCAGGACAUAAAGAUGAUAGCCCUAUGCAGGACUCCCAGGGACCACUGGUGUUGUCUUCAGAGCCGGGUGAUGUCCUUCAGGCUUCAUCUGUGGAGCUGUCGCCCUCCAACAGCUCUGGUGGAACCUACAUGUGGGAUGAGGAUGGUCUUGAGCCCCUUGGGGGGCCUGGGACACAUCUAUGUGACGGCUAUGAUGAUUCAGAGCUCAACAGCAUGGAUAUCCUGAACAACCUGGACCCUCCGGGAACUGGAGAGUUGGACGAUGAUGACCUCAUGCUGGAUGUGGACCUCCCAGAGGAUGGCUUGCAUGACGCUGACAGGAUGUCUCACUUUGAGCGCUCAGAGAGGGCCGGUCGGCAGGGCCAGCGGCGUAGACACCAACGCUGGAGUGGACCUGAUCACUUCUACAAUGAUAGCAGGGCCCAUGUCGUCCAGCACUACGAUGGUUUCAAGGCUUCGAGGAUCUCUUCGCGGCCCGUCCCCUCUGAAGGCAGGCAGCAUGGCUACAUGGCGAUGCUGGAUGAACUCACACUCGAACACGCGACUCAGGACUGCAGCUCGCUCAAGAACCAGCUGCUCAGACUCAAAACGUUGCUACAGCUCGAGGAUACCGACCCUCCAGCGGAUGUUCCUGAAGAGAUUGAAGACAAUAGCACUGCAUCACAGUUGGAAGAGCUGAUUAAGGAAGUGCAGGUGCUCAGAGUGGAGCUGAGGAGUCGAGACAAGACCAUUGCUCAGCUCACAUUGCAGUGUCAACAGCUACAACAACAUCAGCGGGAACAAAUGCCUGCUCAAGGACGGCCGGUCAGGUGCCAGUGCCACCACCAGAGGGCUCCCUCGUCCCUACGACAGAGCGACAGACAGAUGGACAGACGGAUGCCGCAUCAGUAUGACAAGGCCACCCAGACGUACUGGAGACCACCGAGCCAUGCUCCUCAAAUACUACAGCCUUUCAACCCCUGCCUCAACGAGCUCCUCCACCAGGGAAGACUACUAAAAACUCCCCCCACCGAGGCCCACAGUGACCUCACAAGGAGUAGAUCACAGGAAGGAACGCAUAUAAACGCUGCCUGUCCUCUUGAAGACCUUAUGGCGGAUGUGUCCGGGCCAGCAAACCCCGACAAGCUGAGUCAUCUCCUCAGCACCCACCUGCGCCGCCCAGGCUCUGGGGCUCCACAGGGGGUAACUGCCAGAGACAGUCCAGCAUCAGCAGCUCAGUCUGCAGCACAGCACGAACGGAGAGCCCCCGCUGUGAUACCGCAGAGCUCUGUCACUCUUAAAUCCGCUAGUUCGACUAGCCCUCGCAUGCUGCAGCCUCCUCGCCUUCACAAGCGCGUGUCUCUCCCUGCACUCAAGCCAGGCGGCACUGGCGGCUUUGCCUUUCUGAAGCUGGGGUGUUCCUUAGGGCCUCUGGCUAACCGGACCAAGCUGCUGCCCCCUCCGUCUAGAGGCCUUCCCUGCUUUAACGCCGGACCCCAGGUUCGCUCUCCAAGUCCGUGUCGCACUUCACUGCUUCAGCCUCGCAGAGCAUCGGAGCCUUGCGGGGAUCCGCGGUACUCCGACUCCAGCCUGGAGGAGCCCGUUCAGGGGACGCUCAAAGACCCCGGGUCAACCAAGAUCCUGAUCCCUUUGAGUCGCUCGUGCCUCCCCAAGCCAAAGAUUCCCUGAGGAGCUUAAACCCACCCAUCAAAACUUCAAACUGAAAUCACCCUUGACAUUGAUAUUCCCCGCUUUCUCUCCCCAGCCACAACAACAGUGUGAUUGUUUUACCUUGAAGGAACUGAGCUCAUAAACCCAUAUGGACCAUUCAGGGACUGCCUGUGUCGCUGACAUUGGUAUUUGUGACUGCUGUAUUGUUUCUAAAUUAGCAGCUACAACUCCAACUUGACCGACAGAUCGAAAUAUAGUAUGUAGCCGAAAAAUAGCAUGUGGCAGGAUCCUAUCUUCACAACUAUUCAUAGUGGUAUAUGAGAGUUUCCAGAUUGAGGGGAAUUAUGGAGGUAGAAAUGUCCAGUUUACAAGCCUUGCACGUGAAUGCUGCUGAUGCAAAAAGUGUUACCACAGUUCAGAGAAGUCAGCUUUAGUUUUGUUUCGUAAUAUCCGCUGGCUGUUAUCAAAUUUAAAAGUCUAAGUUCACUUGCCCUCACACAGCUGUGCCCUCUGACUCACAGGUGCAUUUGGUUUUAAACAUAGAGGUGACAAAGGAUGUGACCUUUGCAGUGUAAUAGAAGUCCCAGGGGAAGAUGGAGACAAAAACAAAAAGUGGGAAAGAAAGAAAAAAAAGAAUAAAAUAACAGCAGAAGUGGAAUGAGGGGGCGGGGGGCUAGA
Molecule: messenger RNA, 4434 nt
Organism: Sebastes umbrosus (honeycomb rockfish)
Lineage: Eukaryota; Metazoa; Chordata; Actinopteri; Perciformes; Sebastidae
Gene: ccser2a
Product: coiled-coil serine-rich protein 2a
Exons: 10
Coding region: 664-3774 (1036 amino acids)
Biological process (GO): microtubule bundle formation
Cellular component (GO): microtubule cytoskeleton
Molecular function (GO): microtubule binding
Source: RefSeq, a predicted model, not a curated record